AACACCACUGCUUUAUUAGGCGAAAAUAAGCUUCAUUGUAAUGGAAGGAAAACUUGAUAACCCGCCACCGUACUCCCAAUCGCAGCCUCAGCAAGCGAACGUUCAGACCAAUCAGUACCAUCCUCCGCAGCCUCCGCCAGUCGUUGUGUUUCCUGGUGAAGUCAUUCAUCAAAUAAAUAUAGUUUCUCCUGUAGUGGUCAGUCAAUACGCCGUUGGACCAAAACCUUCCCGGAUAACUUGUCGUUCUUGCGGAGCUGACGCUGUAACCAGAGUUGAAUAUAAGGCCUCAACAAAAACUCACUUGAUCGCAUUAUUUCUUUGUCUCUUCGGGUGCUGGUGCUGCGUUUGCAUCCCGUAUUGCACAGAUUCCUGUCGGAAUGCAGACCACUACUGUCCCAAUUGUAACGCAUUCAUUGGAGCACACUCCUCCUAGCAGUGUAUCUUUUCGAGAAGCACUAAGUUCCUUACGACCAUUACGACCGACGUCUGUUCAGUGUUAAAUAUAGGUCGAUGCUUGAAAGGCAAAAUAUUCGUAUUGAGUUAUAUAUACCGUUGGAAUCAGAAACGUUAACAGAUUCCAAAAUGUCGCUUACCCCAUUUUGUCUUUCAAGCGUCGAAGUCAUUUGUGAACGCUGAAGUGUCAAAGUACGUUUUUUUAUUUAUGUGUUAACUGUUCAAAAUUUGGCAAUAGGACAUAUCAAUUUGAAAAUUAUCAGAUAUCGCUACGUGGAAAAGAUUAUCACGUUUUUUUGCAGAAAACACAUUGCUAUUACAAUUUUAAAAUAUAGUUAGGUUUUUUUGCACAGCAUAUAUUUGUGUUGCAAUAUUUAUCUACAUAAUUUUGUGAGAAUAUUCCUCUUGUUUGUUGUCAUAAUUGAUACAAAGAUCGUACAAUAUCAAAGACACAUGGAACCAGCGACGUUUUCGCCUAACGCGGGCUAUCCCUCUCCCGACUGAACUAACGGAACAAGCCAGCAGACCUUACCAAUGUCUUUGAGUGUUUGUUUUUGGUUAUAACGGUUUCUUUGCCUCAUGCUUAUAAUAUUUAUGUUGUUUGAAUUAUUGAGUACGAAAACUGGCAUUAUUUUGUGAUCGCGAAAGUAAUUAUGCGAGGAUCGUGACAAGUGGAGAUAGCUGGUCUUUGCCUGUUGCAAUGAGAGGUAACUGUGAUGAUAUCAACCGUCUCCUCGCCAAAUGUCGUAUCAUUUGCCUCGCCACGGAGCAAGGCGGUCUUACCCAGUUUUCAAAAGCAAUAAUUAAUAAUAAUAACAUGCCUUUAUUCAAAAACACAGCUUAGGCUCAAUUUAUACUGCAGCGAAACGGAAUGGAAGCAAAAUUUUGUAACGAUAUUGUUAACGAUAUUGUUGGAAGAUUUUGGCUAAUAUCUAGUGUUGUGUUACAAUCAUGACCAGGUCGUAUUUUGCAUACUACAUUGUAUAUUGUAUUAUACUCGAACCAAUAUGGUUAUUGAAAUGUAUCACUUUUACAAACUGUUACAUGUUACAUGAAUUUGUUAA
Hyposmocoma kahamanoa is the source of this 1517-nucleotide messenger RNA. RefSeq names its product lipopolysaccharide-induced tumor necrosis factor-alpha factor homolog. The record is from RefSeq and is a predicted model, not a curated record. The transcript has 3 exons. The coding region runs from base 41 to 433 and encodes 130 amino acids. Lineage: Eukaryota; Metazoa; Arthropoda; Insecta; Lepidoptera; Cosmopterigidae. Gene Ontology annotation, molecular function: zinc ion binding.